AUGAGAACCCCCAAUUUGUACGCGUACAGGAACCAUGGCUCAAUCGAUUCCGAUGCCGAAGAGGUCAACGACGACGACGACGACAAUUGCGAUGACAACAUAGAUCUAAGUUUCGCCAGAAAUGGAAAUUUCAUCAAUUACGAGGAGUCCAAGCGACACCCAAAGAAGAGAAAGCUAGAGUCCUUCGUCUCCAACUAUGAAAUCGGACCUCGGAGAGAAAUCUGGAGCGAGGAUGAAAGCUCGGUUCUGCUGGAAGCCUGGGGCGAGAGGUUUUUGCAGCUCGGCCGCAGGAGCUUGAGGGCUGACGAUUGGGCUGACGUCACGGAGAAAAUAGUGGAAAUGGGCGUAUCAGAGAGGACGGAGGCAGAGUGCCGGAACCAAAUGGACGUGCUGAAGAAGAAAUACAAAAAGGAAAUGGGCAAAGUGGAAAGUGGGCAGGGGAGCAAAUGGGUGUUUUUCAAGAAAAUGGAUGGGCUGCUGAGCACGCGGAAUACAAGAGGGCAUUCUUCUGGGCUAGGCUGCGGUGUGGAUUCAGGUGAAUACGUUUUUCUGAACCCAAAAGUGUACCUGGAAAUGUCUAACGUGUUAGACGAGAUGAGAGACAGCCCUGGACAGUCGGACGAGGAGGAUAACAACGAUGGUGAUGAGAGGGAAAAUGAAGCUGAGUCUGAUGGUGAGUCGACUCGGGUGUUGGCUGAGUCGAUUCACAAGUUUGGGGAGAUAUAUGAGAAGAUUGAGGAGAGUAAGAGGAAGCAGAUGAUGGAGCUAGAGAUGAUGAGGCAGGAUUUCCAAAGGGAGCUGGAGUUGCAGAAGAAGCAGAUUGUCGAGCGUGCCCAGGCUGAAAUCGCUAAAAUAAGAGAAAUGGAUGAUGGUGAGGACGAUGAUGAUGAUGAUGAUACGUCUGUGGGUAAUUCUGGAGAUUGA
Molecule: messenger RNA, 924 nt
Organism: Striga asiatica
Lineage: Eukaryota; Viridiplantae; Streptophyta; Magnoliopsida; Lamiales; Orobanchaceae
Source: the annotation of a GenBank genome assembly